Messenger RNA from Toxotes jaculatrix (banded archerfish), 3711 nucleotides. It is a transcript of the gene mosmoa, whose product is annotated as modulator of smoothened a. The record is from RefSeq and is a predicted model, not a curated record. Gene Ontology annotation, cellular component: ciliary membrane; Golgi apparatus. Gene Ontology annotation, biological process: negative regulation of smoothened signaling pathway. The transcript is spliced from 3 exons. Bases 873 to 1376 code for a protein of 167 amino acids. NCBI's taxonomy places the organism in Eukaryota, Metazoa, Chordata, Actinopteri, Toxotidae.
CUGAUGUCAUUUGGCAGAAAGGGAGGCUGAGCUAACGGUGGAUAUACGGCUGGAAAGCAUAACAAUAACGUUACCGUUUUACCGUCCACACCGGGUCCCACACCGUCCCUUUUGGGUUGAAAUACGCUGCGUGCCUACGAUCUCCUCACCGUGGUCCGGAGAAGAAAGAGGAGGUGGAGGAAGACGUGAAGCUGGCUGGCUAACAGUACCAGAUGCUAUUCCAGCGGAGAAGGGGGACGAAUAAGCAAGAGACGGUGAUGGGUUCUCGUUUUCCUGACGGGUAACGUUAGACCUUUCGCUAAAUACAAAAAACACGGAUACCACGAAGUGAGGGGGGCUUGCUUUACCUCUUCUGCACCACCGUUUGUGUGACAUUGUGUCUGAAAUGUUAGCGCAUUCGCGGUUUCGGCCGUCGAGCACCUUCUGGGCCGCAGCUCGGCACACCGAGCCCGAAUCAGGAAAGUAGCUAGCUAGCUAUCUGCUAGCCGCAGCUGUACCCGAUGCUGCUGCUGCUGCGGCGGCCGCUGCUGCUAAACGGAUCCGAAAGACAACACAAGCGAUUCGGGGACUUGGCGCUGAGUGAGCUGUUGUUUCAUCUCACUGGACUACAACGGGCAUUUGAGAUGUGAUGCUUUUGUGCGUCGUACUUGAGCCUUUUGUAGCUGGAGGCUCUCGCUUGCUUGACGCGAAGGAGCUAACGUUGCUGCAAAAUGCACAGCGGAACCACAACAGCAGGCUCCUGCUGAAGGGGGCGAGGUUAGACUGAUAACAGCCCACCGUGUGUCUCUCAACGCUCGGGGUCACAUUUGGACAACGACCACCACAUUUCCAUCCCCCCUUCCCGGUCAUUCACCGCCCCUUAAGUUGGCGAUAUGGAUAAACUAACGAUCAUUUCAGGGUGCCUGUUUCUGGCAGCAGAUAUCUUUGCAAUAGCCAGCAUUGCAAACCCGGACUGGAUCAACACUGGUGAAUCAGCAGGUGCCCUUACAGUCGGUCUAGUCCGGCAAUGUCAGACCAUCCACGGACGAGACCGGACCUGUAUCCCACCACGGCUGCCCCCGGAGUGGGUCACCACACUUUUCUUCAUCAUCAUGGGCAUCAUCUCCCUCACAGUCACCUGUGGACUGUUGGUGGCAUCUCACUGGCGCAGAGAAGCCACCAAAUACGCCCGCUGGAUUGCCUUCACUGGCAUGAUCCUCUUCUGCAUGGCGGCACUCAUCUUCCCCAUAGGCUUCUAUAUCAACGAGGUGGGAGGCCAGCCGUACAAGCUGCCCAACAACACAGUGGUCGGCUCCUCAUACGUGCUGUUUGUCCUCUCCAUCUUCUUCACCAUAGUGGGACUGCUGUUUGCAGGCAAAGUUUGCCUCCCAGGCUGAGAACUCGACUGUGCCUGCCUCUGGACUGGCACAAGAGGCUCUGAAAUUUUUAUGGGGAUUUACAAAAACACACAAUGACUGAAAAUCAAAAACAACAAACUCUGGCCAGAAGCCUGAAACAGGGAAGUCUCUGCUUAUGUGUCAAGGGACCGCAGCACCAUGGAGUACUACUAAAAGAUGAAAACGAAUAAACGAACAAAACACUAAAGGGGGACAUGGGCACAAAGGGGUGGAGGAGUGUGAGAGAGGGCAGCUGAGGCUGUCGCAGCACCCUGCCACUGUUGAUUUAAAAUAUGGUCGUCUCUCUGUUGUUGUUCGGUCGGAAAGGGUGCUUAAUGUGCCGCUGUCAUGGCAACCGUGGCCACAAUGCUGGCGCACAUUUCUUGAGGACCACUACAGCCACUCCUCGACUUGACUCCCGGUCGCCUGCCCUGCCGCCCUCAGCACACAUCUGCACCGUCACGACCGCUCCUGUUGCUAUUUUUGGCUUCUCUUAGCUAUUUCAGUUGUGUGUGUUUCUGUUGUUGUACAUUUUGUGUUCUUUUUUUUUUUUUCUAACACCGCCCCCAACUGCUUUUCCACUGAGGUAGUUUGAGUGUAAUUGAGGUUCACUGAACUAAACCCUUGAGGGAUAUUGGGUGGUGGGGGUGGGGGUUCUGCCUGCUUGGCUUUAGAGCACGGUUUAUUCUCGCCUGUCGCAUCACAUGGCCCCAGGUGUGUGGUUGGGGAGAGCAGCUGUGAUCCCAGCUGUCUGGGCCAACACACACAGGCUGCUGUGGAUGAGAGGAUGAUGCAGGUGUGCCGCCUCUUUAUCUCCAACCAGCUCCAGUUCAGGAGCAGGUAGCAAUGUGGGGUCACCUCCGUGGGCAACAGGAUGGGAGGUCAAGCACCAUAAAGGAGAAUGCCACUCAAUGUAAGACCUUGCAUAAUGUUGUUUAUAUGGACAGCAAUAAAAUAUCAGUGAGUGUAGACAGCUGUUUUGCAAAGCUAAGCCCACAGUUCUGACGCACAUCUUUUGCCAAUAACUAGGAGACUGUGAAUUUAUAGCAUAAUCAUCUGAACAUAAACACACUUCUUGUACUUGUAGUAAUAAUCUCAAUCCUGUUAAAUACAGCCGCAAGCACAGUGACCUUCAAAGUAUUUUUCAAAGAUCUACGUCACUGUGGUGUUACAUUAUUGAGGGGUUAAGAUGAACUCAUAUAUUGCUAAUUACAACAGACAGUAUUGACUCGUAUAAACAUAAAAUGAAGUUACAAACAGUGUGAAAAUAACAUGUAAAUGCUGAAAAUUGGUGGUAUUCUCCUUUAAUGUUGUACAGGAAAGAAACAAGCAGGAGCAUCUCUUUUUUUUUGUUGUCUUGUUUUGUACAACAGUGAAGGCACUGGGACCGCAGGACAGGUCCAUGCAUGGGGCUGUGCCUCAGUGUGCUGCUCUUGAGGCCUGUGAAGGUGAAAACACACACACACACACACACACACACACACACACACACACACACACACACACACACACACACACACACACAUUUACAUACGUAACUACCACAUGAAAAAUUGCCCUAGGUGACAUCCUUAAAUUCCAUAUUUAUUUCUAGUUUCUAACUUUUUGAACACAGGAAGUGUUCAAAAGUAAAGUAGAAAGUAAAAGCUCAGAAAAUAUUGAAACAUGCUUGCUAUAAUUUCCAGUUGCCCAGUUUAAUAUAUUCACGUCACUUGUUUUGUUUCGACCCACAGUACGAAAUCCAAAAUCGACCCAUCGAUUAAUUAUUUCAGCUCUUCCACAUAUACGUACUAUAAAUCACACAUCUAGUCUCAUGUUGUACAUGUUUACACUUUACUGAUGCUGAGAUCUCUCCUGAGAAGUGUGUGUGUGUGUGUGUGUGUGUGUGUGUGUGUGUGUGUGUGUUGAAUCAGUCACAGAGCUCAGUCGCGAAGUCUUAGAGUUUUGUUUUGCAUUUCUGUUUCCUGCUCAGCUUUUCUUACUCUCGGUCUGAUGAUGUAUACUGCUAAACUAUACACUCUGCAGUGCCCUGUCUUGGGUGAUUCAGUAUUGUGCCAUGACCUGUUUUUGUUUAAUAAUGUACAGACACAAAAGGCAGGAUUUCUGUAUUAGGAAGCACUGUGCAUUCAACAGUAUAGGUAACAGAAAUAGAAGCACCACCAAUGUAUAAAAAAAGAGAACUUCUUACCUCAUUGUUUUUGUUUCUGCUAUUAUUUUCUAAUGGUGGCAAUGUGUGCCCUCUAAUUUGUCUCUUGCCUUGAUCGGAUGUCUACACAUAAAGCCUAUGAUCAUAGGAAAUUAUUUAUCACUGAAUAAAAAGAGAAAAAAAUGGGUG